AUCAUUCACUGUGGUUGGUCAAGACUGCAGUGGCAGAACUCCCCACAGGAUCACAACAGCUGUUUUGUGAUGUUGCAUUUUAACCUUAAGGACUAGCUACUCAUUUUCAGUAUGGGGAUGUUUAUUAAUUUACCUCUGACUUUAUGCACACUGUUUCUGUGUAUACAUUUUAGCUCAAUUGCGAAUGCAUCCAAGAGGACAAGGGCAACUGCUGAUAACAGAGAGGCUGGGACAAGGAGGGCCAGAGCUGUAAACAGACCGAUACCCAUCCAGUGUAGGCUGGGGAGGUGGUCAUCUUGGACUCCUUGUAACUCCUGCACAGACAAACAGUUCCGUUACCGAGACUUGGAGAAGCCCUCACAGUUCGGUGGCACAGAGUGCUUUGAGACACUGUGGGAAACACUGACAUGUCCAACAGCAACCGGACAGUGUAUGGUGCCAGAUUACUGUGGAGAGAGCUUCACCUGCGGUGAAACUGGGCGCUGCGUCAGCCAGUCCCUUCGCUGUAAUGGAGAGACAGACUGUGGCGAUCUUUCUGAUGAAGAGAACUGUGAAAGCUUCAACCAAAGAGAUGACAUGUGUUCCACCCUACUGGCCAUCCCUGGAACUGAACGUGGCACUCAGGGCUACAACGUCUUGACUGGAGAGUUUGUGGAUCAUGUACUGGACCCGACAUACUUCGGAGGAAAGUGUGAAUAUGUCUAUAAUGGUGAAUGGAGGAAAUUCAGCUAUGACUCGUUCUGUGAGAACCUGCACUACAAUGAAGAUGAGAAAAACUACAGGAAACCUUACAAUUACCAUGCCUACCGUUUUGUGGCUGAAGCCAGGUCAGAGGGCUCUCAGGAAUUCUAUGAAGAUAUGGUGAGCAUGCUGCGAGCGAGGAAAGACAUGCAUUCAGGCAACGUAGGCUUCACAGUGGGGGUCUCUCUUGUGGAAGUGGGACUGAGUGCAAGUGCGGAAUCUGAGUUUAUCAAGAACAUAACACAGCAUAAAAGCCAGGACCUAGGGUUCAUUAGGCUGUGGUCCAAAGUGCAAACGGCCCUCUUCAAAAUGAGAAGUAAUGAGUUGAUGCUCCAUGAGGAUUUCUACGUUUCACUUAUGGAGCUCCCUGAGCAGUAUGACUUUGGGAUGUACUCCCACUUCUUCAACACAUUUGGCACCCACUAUGUCACAGAGGGAACUAUGGGAGGAACCCUUGAAUUUGUUGCGGUUGUCAACAAAACAGCUAUGGAGAAGUCAAAAUUUGAGGCUCACCAAUUUGGUGGAUGCAUUGGUGCUUCUAUUGGUUUAAACCUUCCUGUUGAAAACGAGCUCACUGUAGGUCUCAAAUUGAGUGGCAAAAAAUGCGGCAAAGGCGGAGAAUUUGAAAAGGUCAAGAAUUCCAAUUCCGAUUUAAUUGAGGACGUUGUUACUCUAGUGAAAGGGGGGGUCAUACACCACAGCAGUGGCCUGUUGGCUAUCAGAAGCCCUGACACCCACAGGAAGUGGGGGGCGUCCCUCAAAUACAACCCAGCACUCAUCGAGUAUGAGACCAUGCCAAUUUAUGAGCUAGUGCGCCUCAGCACAGCCGCCGACCAUGUCGGUGCUAGACUGGCUAACUUGCGGAGGGCCUGGGAUGAGUAUCUGCAGAAGUUCGACUCCUGUAUCUGCGCCCCCUGCAAGCACAACGGGAUCCCUGUCCUCACGGGUACCUCCUGUAAAUGCCUCUGUAAGUCUGGGUACGAGGGAGACGCCUGUGAAGAGACUCUCAGAAGAGAUACUAAGACAGAUGGUUCAUGGUCAUGCUGGGGGUCCUGGUCACCCUGUGCAUCGGGGGGGAAGACACGGACCAGAACCUGUGAUAAUCCUGCCCCUGAGGGAGGCGGAGCCGCCUGUUUGGGCGCCUCCUCUGAGACUCAACGCUGUUAGAGUGCUGUUUCCUUCAGACUCACAUGCGCUAAUUCAGAAUAAUCUAUUACGGGUUUCCUCCGAUUAAUUAAAACUGUUCUUUCACAAUCUUUUAAUGUCAGAGAUCUUAAAUAUAACACACACUGUAUUUCAAGGUAGAAAUAAAUGUGUUGUGCAGACUUUA
Molecule: messenger RNA, 2071 nt
Organism: Dicentrarchus labrax (European seabass)
Lineage: Eukaryota; Metazoa; Chordata; Actinopteri; Moronidae
Gene: c8a
Product: complement component 8, alpha polypeptide
Exons: 11
Coding region: 112-1908 (598 amino acids)
Biological process (GO): immune response
Cellular component (GO): membrane attack complex
Molecular function (GO): protein binding
Source: RefSeq, a predicted model, not a curated record